GUGACGCGUUGCGUCUCAACGCGCACAGCUGCCGCGCCGCUUUCUGACACUUUCCUGUCAAUUCGCUUUAUAAGACUGGAAAAACAAACUUAUAAGUUUCAGAUGACGGCGCGUAAACAUAUGUACUAUGUCUAAGAAUUUAGGUUGUUGUACUAUUAUUAUUUAUGAUCAUGUCUGCGUUGGAGCGCGCGACAAACUCUGAAGUUAGACAGAGCGAAACAUGGAAGCGACACAUUAUUAGACAGCUGAAACAUCGCAACAGGACACAGACCAGCGUCUUCCAGGACAUUAUUGACUCGUAUCACAGUUUGCUGGAGAAGUCCAAGCAAAGAGCCUUCAUAACCAAAGGCAUUCUGGGAUCAGGGUCAAGGCCCUCGGCGGUCCCCUCAUCUGAAGAUUCACUGACGUCUCUAAAGACGACCACCGGUGAGCUUGCAUACCAAGUGGUGGAACUGCAGCAGCGACUCCAGAUGAAGGAAGCGACACUGGAUGAACAACAUACCAAGCUGAAUGAGGUCCAAAAGCAUCUCAGUGUUCUGGCUUCAGUGCACGGUGAGCUUCAGGAGCGCGUGGCUGAGGUGCAGACUGGAAACCGACUCCUGAAACAAACCUAUGAUUCUCUGCUGGAGCAGCACCAGGACACGGAGAGGACGUACCGACAGGAGAAACUCCACAGCGCCGAGAUCCUGGAGAACAUGAUCCAGCUAAAACAGCAGGCUGCGGCCCGCAUGAACCAUCGGAACGAGAAGAGAGUGAGAGCCAGAGAGGCCAGUAUUCACAAAGAGCUUCAGAUGGCUGCCAGUAAGAAUGUGAAAAUAAACGAAGAGUCUGGAAAUACGUCACCCUCCGAACCAUCAUCCCCCAAAUGUGAAACUGCGGAGAGAGUCCAGAGAUCACAUGGACCACUUUUCAGGUCUGCUUCAGCUACGUCCCCCCGCAUCAUCAGCUCCAUCAGAGGACUCUUUGAGAGGAAGAUCAGAGGUAAAUCAGUCUGCAGGUCAGAAGAGGAUCUCUUUAUCCCAUUAGGAGUCUGUCUGGUUGCCAGAGUCCCAACCAAGGCAAUUCAUACACUGGAUGCUCAUGAGCUGGGAAUCAACGCUGUGCGGUUCAGUACCAGUUCAAACCUGUUGGCAACAGGAGGGACUGACAGAGUCAUCAAACUGUGGGACAUUGAAGGAGGAACUCUUCAGAACAGAGGGACUUUAGAUGGAAGUAAUGAGGGCAUCACCAGCAUUGAGUUCGACCCUACGGGCACUCGGAUUUUAGCUGCGUCAUAUGACAAGUCAGCGCUAUUUUGGAGGAUCGAGGACAGCGUUCCCAAGGUUACAUUGACGGGUCAUUCUCGUAAAGUGACGGCAGCCAAAUUUAAAUACAGCCAGAGGCAGGUGGUCACGGGCAGUGCGGACAGGACCGUCAAGAUAUGGGACCUCCAGCGAGCAGCGUGCAUACAAACCAUUGAGGUUUUGUCUUUCUGUAGUGACGUUGUGUGCUCCGAGUACCUUAUCAUCAGUAGCCAUUAUGACAGAAAAUUACGGUUUUGGGACAGCAGGGCAGCGACCUGCACGCAGGAAGUGCCUCUUCAGGGCAUCGGGACAUCAUUGGACCUCUGCCCUAACCACAGGCAGUUGCUCAGCUGCUCCCGGGACGACGUCCUGCAGCUGGUUGACCUGAGAAAGAGUAACGACAGGGUGGCCUUCAGAGCAGAGGGCUUCAAAUGUGGAAGUGACAGCACCAAGGCCAUCUUCAGUCCGGAUGGCAGUUACCUGGCAGCUGGCUCUGCGGACGGUGCCAUGUACAUAUGGAAUGUGAACACAGGAAACCUAGAAAAACGGCUUCCAGACAUGCACAGUGCUCCAAUAAGCGCUGUAGCCUGGUCGUUGUCGGGCGAAUACAUGGUAAGCGUGGACAAGAGCCGUCGAGCUGUGCUCUGGAGUGAUAUCUGAGACCAGACAUGGGCUCCCUUUUUCCAUCUUAUCAACUAAAAUUCCUCCUGGAAAUGCACUCAGGGAUGUCAUCACAACACAACCUUGUUGGGACAAGCUCACACUCUGCACUCCGUCAAGAGCACGACCCACAGUGCUGUGACAGUCGUUGUUGCUAAGAAGCCGUGUCAUUCAAAAGCACAAACAGAUGUGCUAAUGUUACUGGGGUCUGGCGACUGUCGAGCGGAGCUGUCUGGGUUUUGUUUUGAAACCUUGUUACAAAUGAAUUACUGACGCAGGACGUGACGAAGCAUUUGUUGGCCUUCCUUUUGCUUGACUUACUAUAAUUGCCAGCCACUUUAAAAUUCUCUUGACAUACACCAGAUAUUUCAGCCUCUGGGAUUUGAUAUCAAAGGGAAACAUGAACAAAAUGGAACCAACCUGUUUUAAGAACAUGACAGCACAUUUCUGAUCACGUGGAAACUCGAACCCAGCCUAUUCGCAUAUCAGUCCUAUUUUUAGAAAUCAAAACACAGACAUCAUUUUCAAUGCCUGCUUAAAGCCCAUUGUAUAUUGUCGCACAAUCGCGAUUAAUCGCAUCCAAAAUAAAAGUUUGUGUUUACAUAAUAUAUAUGGGUGCACUGUA
Pimephales promelas (fathead minnow) is the source of this 2568-nucleotide messenger RNA. RefSeq names its product autophagy related 16 like 2 (gene atg16l2). Gene Ontology annotation, biological process: autophagosome assembly. NCBI's taxonomy places the organism in Eukaryota, Metazoa, Chordata, Actinopteri, Cypriniformes, Leuciscidae. Gene Ontology annotation, molecular function: protein binding. The record is from RefSeq and is a predicted model, not a curated record.